AUGGCCCGUGGGCAGCAAAAGAUCCAAUCUCAACAGAAAAAUGCAAAGAAACAGGCUGAUAAGAAGAAACAAGGAAGUGAUCAGAAGGCUGCAGCUAAAGCUGCAUUGGUUUUUACCUGUCCUGUGUGCAGGGUAAGAGAUGUCUAUUUACUUUAAUUAUUGUUCUAAAACGUCACUCCUGGAAUUUAGAGCUUCUGAUAGAGGCUUUAAACAAACACUGCUACCUCUUUUUCUUAGAGAGUGUAAUAAGUUAGCUGUGGGUUUACCAUUUCUCAUGAAUGUUCUGUUGAAGUGUUUACAAUCUGUGAUCAUUAUUGUGGAUGGAAGUUGGUGUAAGCAGUUUUUUAUUCAUAUAUUUUAAUUUACCUUCAUUGAAAAGGAUUAGUAUUACAACUCUGCAUUCUUCAUGUUUUUACUGUCACUAGUUAGUUGUGCAAAAAAAUUAAUAUUUUUACUUACCUUUCCAGUGCUGCAGUUCCCUCGACUCUCCAUUACACAAUAAAAUGGAGGAGGCAAGGUCUCCUUCACAGUGGUCCAUUCCAAUGGUCCAUUCCAUAGAGAAGCAUUGGGGUCUUGAUCCUCAUGUACCUCGGGUAACAUGCACACAUUCAAGAUUCAAUGAUUUCCUAUUGGAGCUAACGCAACACGUGACCAUGUUUUGCUCUGUUACUGCUGCGGAAUCGCCUUUAGUGGUUGUCCGGAUGACACUUUUUAGUAGAUAUAACCCUCAAUAAAAACAUGCAUGCCUUUUUAAAGGGACAUUAUAGUCACAUGAGCAACUACAGCUUAUUAUAUUUGUUCUGGUGAGUAUAACCAUUACAGCCGGCUCUGCCUAUGAUCUGCCUCCUUGACAGUCUCAGCCAGUCCAAUGCUUUACUACGGGAAAGCAUUGUGAUUGGCUUUGAUCAAUGCCAGCCAAGCAGGCAGAUCGGGGCAGAGCAAGUAGCAGCAGACUGUGAUAAAAGUAAGAUUUUACUAUAUUUAGUGGGGUGGGGACUAGAUGGUGUUUGUAACACUAUAAUGUCACAAAUACGUGUUUGUGACCCUAUAGUGUUCCUUUAAUUUCUGCGUUGUAUUAUUGUGGAUAUAUCUAGAAAUAGCAUGCACAAGCUGUAGCUUUCUUGUCUUAAGCCUUUGCAAGCCCUUUUCUUCUUUCCUACACUUUCUCCUGCAGUCCAAUAAGACUACCCAAUGCUACACAGUGAAGUGUAUUUGCAAGGCAGGUGCUCUGGGCAAUUGCUGCCUCGAGUUUCUUCACCGAGCUAACUAAACCAGGAAGUAACAGGACCUGUUGUCUGACAGCUUAGGGGCAGUAACAAGGUUAAUGUGUACAUUUUGUUAAUUGAAGAAAAAAGGGGACAUCCUCUUUACACAAAGUAUUUCAGCAAGUAUCUUUUUAUCCCUAUAAUGUAAACAUUGCGGUUUCUUUAAAAAAACAAAAACCUGCAAUCCCGAUUUGCAUGGUUUGCACUAAAAGACCACUGCACCUGACCAUUAUAUGUGUAUACUAGUAUGUAUUAUAGAAACAUUAUGCCAUCUGAAAGUUUAGUCAUUAUAAAACAAGACAGGUUUUCCUUAGAACUAUACACAGUUACUUGUGUGAUUUUUUUUUUUUUUUAUUUAAUAUUUUUCUUUGUAUUGUUGAUCCUUAUGUUUUCUAUCCACAUUCAUAUUUUGAUCGCAAUGACAGAUUUUAUUUUAAAAAAAAAUUAAAACUUUUUGAGCAUUUUACAAACCACUUAUGUCUUCUUAAUACAAAAAUAAAAUAUAUGUAAUCAUCUUGAUUGUUUCUUUCAGACUCAGAUGCCAGACCCCAAAACAUUCAAGCAACAUUUUGAAAGUAAACAUCCUAAGUCUCCAAUGCCCCCAGAGCUAGUGGAUGUACAGGCAUAA
Molecule: messenger RNA, 1893 nt
Organism: Pelobates cultripes (western spadefoot toad)
Lineage: Eukaryota; Metazoa; Chordata; Amphibia; Anura; Pelobatidae
Source: the annotation of a GenBank genome assembly